CCGCCGCCCUUCUCCCGUCCCUGAUCUGUGCUGGUGACCACAGCAGCUGAAAAUAAGCUCCUGGAAGCAGGGGAGGUGGUGAAGUGGGGCUGCCAAGUGGGACUAUUUAUACUGAGUGAGUCAGGGCCGUGCCUGGAUCCCACCGGACACUGAGGAGAACCCAGGAGUGACCUGCAAAGGGCAGAGCCUUGGAUAGGAGUCCCUUCCCUGCAGCAGCCGGUUUGCUGCAAGGCUCGGGCUCGUCCUGUUUACGCCCCGUGAUGGCCUUCACCUUUCCCUCCAGCUCUGCCGCAUGGCGCCCGGUGAGGUUGGAUGAAGAGCAGCCGGAUCCACGGAAGCGCUCUUGGCCCCGGCACUGCCACAGCAAGCGCAGCCUGAGCCUGGUUGGCCAAGGAUGCCAGGACAGCCACUUGCAGCCACUGGAGUGCCGGGAUCUGCUGGUACAGAACGCGCUCUUCACCGGGGACCUGGAGAUGGUGCGGAAGUACUUCACCAAGGGCGCAGCCGUCAACCUCAUCAUCGAGGCCAAAGGCGAUGAGCUGCGCUGGACCAGCAGGAAAUUUGGUCUGUGGUCUCUGAGCUACGCGCAGGAGCUCACCACACCGCUGCACAUCACCGCGAGCCGCGGCUACACCGACUGCCUGCAGCUCCUGCUGCUGCGCGGCGCAGCUGUCGACUUCGCACCCGGCGGUAAAACCGCUCUGCACGAGGCGUGUGCUGCAGCCCGGACCGACUGCACGCGGCUGCUGCUCAGCUGCGGCGCUGACCCCGAGGCCAUCUCUGAGGACGGCUACAGACCCCUGCAUCUCUGCAAGAGCCCAGACUCCAUCAGGUGCGUCCAGCAGCUGCUGCAGCACGGCGCCAGCGUGAACAGCCGGACAGACAUGGAAGAUGACACGGCGCUGCACGUAGCAGCACGGCAUGGCCUGGUGGACCAUGUCCAGCUGCUCUUGCGCCAUGGAGCAGAGCUGGAGGCGAAGAACAACGAGGGGCAGACACCGCUGAAUGCUGCCUGUGCUCAGCCCCACCAACCCCAGGACAUGGACCGAUUCUACCUGGUGUGCCGGCUGCUGGUGGAGAGCGGCGCGAGCGUCAAUGCCGCAGACAGGGACCGUCAGCACCCACUUCACCUGGCCUCCAAGAACGCCAAUGCUCAGAUUGCAGAGUUACUGCUGGCCCGGGGCGCAAAUGUCAACGUCAUGAACUACAGCGGCAACACGGCGCUGCACAACGCCCUGCAGGCAACUGCCUACAAGUUGGAGCACCACCCCGAGCUGGUGGUGCAAGCUCUGCUCAACUACGGUGCCGUCCGCGUCUGGCCCGGCUCCCUCCUCAAGGUGCUGCGGUACUGCCACACCUGCCCACGCGCCGUCGAGGCCCUGAUCAACAGCUAUGACCGCAUCCGUGUCUCCGAUGACUGGGUGGAAGCGGUGCCAGCGGAGGUUGUCCAGAAAUACCCACGUUUCUACCAGUCUCUCUUCUCCCUGGAGCACAGACCUCGCUCCUUGCAGCAUUUGGCUCGCUGCACACUCAGGACCUUCCUGGAAGGACGGUUGCUUCAGGUCCUGCCUCAGCUGCACCUGCCCAGGGCCCUGCAGCGGUUUCUGCUGCUCAGCUUUGAGGAUGUUCUCUACUAAGGGCUGUGGUUCUGGUCCUACAGUGUCCACUGUCCACCCCUACCAGCGCAGACUGCGCCUUCCCAGCCUUCUCCUUCUCCUCAAACACCUCCUGCCAGGCCACCGCACCCUUCCCAUGCCGAACCCGUCGCUGUGUCCCUGUCCCAGCUAGCCUUGUCCUCUGCCUCAUGCUCCAGUUCUGGAGCUUUCCUCACCCAUCGUAACCAGGACAACCUCCAGGUUCACUGAGAAAAGCAGGAUAUGGGCGUUAGGGCAUUUGUGGGACAAGGAGCAAACACACUUCCUUGGUCACAGUUUUAGUUGUAGGACAUCUGUCUCCACAUCCCAGAUCCACAAACUCUAACUCAAACCAGGCAGCUCUGCAGCCGUGGGCUGUUGUUGGGAUCCUGUCUUCAGUCACAGAAUCAUGGAAUCUCGAGGUGGGAAAAGACCUUUGAGAUUAUCGAGUCCAACUGUGCCUGUCUUCUACUGAAUCAUAUCCCAAAGCACCUCAUCUGCCCAUCUUUUAAACCCCUCCAGGGACGGGGACUCCACCACCUCCCAGGACAGCCCCUUCCAGUGCUUGAGAACCCUUUCAGUGAAGAAGUUUUUCCUGAUGUCCAACCUGACAUUAGGAAUUGUUGUUUACAGUUUGUACCCAAAGGUGUUUGGACUAAACCCUGGUCUUCACACUUUCCAGAGUUGAGCUCCUGCCUUGCCUUGAGGGCUGUCCUGACAGCUCAUCUGUGUGCCACGCUGUACGAGGUGGGGGGCCCUGGCCCAGAGCAGUGGUGGCUGCCCCAUCCCUGGAGGGGUUCCAGGCCAGGUUGGAUGGGACUUGGAGCCCCUGGUCCAGUGGGAGGGGUCCCUGCCCAUGGCAGGGGGUGGUAUUGGAUGGGCUUUGGGGUCCCUUCCAACCCAACCCAUUGCAGUGCUACAGACUUGGGGAAGCGUGGCUAGAAAGCUGUCCGGAAGAGAAGGAUCUAAGGGUGUUGAUUGACUGAACAUGAACCAGCAGUGGCCCAGGUGGCCAAGAAGUCCAAUGGCAUCUUGGCUUGGAUCAGGAACGGCGUGGCCAGCAGGUCCAGGGAGGUGAUUUUGCCCCUGGGCUUGGCCCUGGUGAGACCACACCUCAAAUACUGUGUUCGGCUCUGGGCCCCUCAUGACAAGAAGGAUGUUGAUGCUCCGGAGCGUGUUCAGAGAAGAGCAAGGAAGCUGGGGAAGGGGCUGGAGAACGAGUCUUACAAGGAACAGCAGAGGGACCUGGGGUUGUUUAACCUAGUGGUUCCAUGAUUCUAUGUUAAUUGAGUCUCUGGCUUUUACUAAUUUACCCGGGACAUCCUUUGGCUGCUGCUCUGGGAUUAUCCGGGAUGUGUGUUGAUCUCCCUGCUCUGUAGUUUCUCGGCUGUCCAUAUGAACACGUUUAAAUUCUGGAAAAGUGUUGGAUUCCACCCUGACCCCCAGUUCUCUCGAGUUCCCCCUUGUGCCACGACUUGUUAUAAAGGAGAAAAUCAAUGCUCAGUGAACUCAAUUAAAGCCUCCUGGACGUGCGCCAUCCUCCAGCAGAUGAUGAACACUGCUACUGAGACAGUUUCUCUUUCACAUAUUCCAUAAUUACUGAUGGAAUAGAAAAUAUUUGGUUACCACUGUGAAAUACAAACAUUAUCUGUGGUUGUUUCAAAUUCGGAGCACAAAUAAGCUUUGAGUUCUUGGUUUUCAUUGUGCAGAACGUGCGUUUGCACAUGGAACCCUGGGGCAGAUGCCCAGCAACUGUGAUGCUUGGGACUCCCUGCUGCUGGGACAUCUUGCUCCGGAAUCGGCAUUGCAAAAAACCUGAGAAACUGGAGAGGGUUCAGAGAAGAACCUCAAGUGAGUUCUGGACUGGACAUGAUUCCUGGCAGUGGGAGGUUCGGAGGCAGGUGUGGGAUACUUGGAGCCCUGCGGGCAGUCGUAGGCGCUUGUUCUUCGGUCUCAGAUUUACGACGCAGGAAAAGGUGACAGUGCUCUGAGAAUCACAGAGUCCUGCAAUGCCCUGAGCUGGAGGGGAACCACAGGAAUCAUCAAGUCCAGCUCCUGUGUCUGCAUAGGAGAACAGACACAGCAUCCUCCCUCCAUCGCUGUGCUGACAUCCAUCAUGGUCCUCACCUGCUCGCACUCUCCACCCUUGUGCUGACAUCCAUUGCUGGGACGUUCCGAGGUCCCAGCUGAAGAUCUCAUUGAGCACUGCCUGUUCUGAGUGGCUCUUAGAGGCAAAUCCAGAUCCAGCAGCUGAAAAUUGGGGCUGAGCAAACACAUAUUAGAAACGAGACACAUUUUUAAUAGCAAGGGUAAUUAAUCUCCUAGUUAAUUGCAUCUUGGAAUAGCUGAUCAUGGUGGAUGUAUAUUUUUCAUCUCUAUCUUUUCCAAAGGCACCGCAGAUCUUCCCUGGCCCGGACCAGGGUUCAUCCCGUGUGGUCCUCAGCGCACAUCUCAGGGGAUGAAACUGCUUAAUCACAGACCCGUGAUCCACAGUAUCCUCACUCCUCCAUGCCGCUCUGUCCCACUGGGGCUGUGUUUGGCCCCAGGGGGAUGGAGAUGCUUCCCAUGUCCCUCACCAGCGCUACUCACCCUAUUGGUUCUUCAUUGAUGGCUCCGACUUCCCCUCAGCCUCCUUUGUGUCCGAACUGCCAGAUCCCUCGGGUUCCUUGCUCUGAAUUCACUGCCUGUUCUGGUUUUGGAAACAACAAUAAAUGGU
Molecule: messenger RNA, 4350 nt
Organism: Cuculus canorus (common cuckoo)
Lineage: Eukaryota; Metazoa; Chordata; Aves; Cuculiformes; Cuculidae
Gene: ASB10
Product: ankyrin repeat and SOCS box containing 10
Exons: 5
Coding region: 261-1637 (458 amino acids)
Biological process (GO): neuronal action potential; negative regulation of delayed rectifier potassium channel activity; intracellular signal transduction
Cellular component (GO): membrane; synapse; axon initial segment
Molecular function (GO): transmembrane transporter binding
Source: RefSeq, a predicted model, not a curated record